AUGGCUGCUGCUCGACCAAUAGCUCCUGGGAGGCUCUUGCAUUUGCUAAGUCUGAGAAGGCAAAUCCAAAACGUUCAAGACAGACAUGUCAUAUUGAUGGCCUUACUCAUCCGUAGACGUCAAAGGCAUGCAAGGCAAAGAAGAAGAUGGUGGGUCAAACCCUGGAUUGAGAGACGUGUGCUGUUUGGACAGUAUGAUAAUCUGAUGACGGAGUUGCAAAGAGAAUGUCAGGAUGACUUCCUGAACUACAUGAGGAUGCCACCAGAAACGUUCCUUGAACUGUUGCAGCGCAUCACUCAGAGGAUAGAGAAGUCCUAUUGCUACCGGCAGCCACUGGAUCCUGGGCUCAAACUGGCCAUCACCUUGAGAUAUCUUGCGACCGGCAACAGCUACAAAACCCUUCAGUAUGCCUUCCGUGUUGCCCAUAAUACCAUCUCUCUGUUUAUACCAGAGGUGUGCCAGACCAUCAUCAGUGAAUACCAAGAUGAAGUAUUUUCCUGUCCAAUUACCCCAGAUGAAUGGAGAGAAGUGGCCCGGACUUACGCUGACAGAUGGAACUUUCAUCAUGUCUGCGGAGCCUUGGACGGAAAACACGUGGCCAUCAGAAAUCCACCAGGCUCUGGUACGAUCUACUACAACUACAAGGGUUUCUACAGCCUCAUCCUCUUGGCUCUAGUUGAUGGCAAUUACAAGUUCCUCUGGGCUGACGUUGGUAAUCCCGGUUCAUCAUUGGAUGUCCAGGUCUUCAACCACAGCCCGCUGAGACGUGGACUGGAGAAUGGUACUCUUGGCCUGCCAGAUCCAGAGCCCCUGCCAGAUGAUGACCGAGACAUCCCUUACUUCUUAAUUGGGGACGACGCCUUCCCUUUCAGGACAUGGAUGCAGAAGCCGUACUCCAAUCGUGAGCAGACCGACGAGGAGAGAAUCUUCAACUACCGUCUCUCGAGGGCUUGCCGUGUGGUGGAGAACAGCUUUGGCAUCCUUGCCCAUCGCUGGAGAUGCUUGUUAAGUACCCUAUAG
Saccoglossus kowalevskii is the source of this 1020-nucleotide messenger RNA. RefSeq names its product putative nuclease HARBI1-like. Lineage: Eukaryota; Metazoa; Hemichordata; Enteropneusta; Harrimaniidae. The record is from RefSeq and is a predicted model, not a curated record.